AUGUCACACAUUGAAAACGGAGAUGAUGCACUUCUCGCCGAUGAUUCGUCGAUUCUCGCUCAUGAUGGCAGUGGGGAUGCAACGAACAUAACUGAGGAUAGCGGUGUCGAAGAUCCGGAGCUGGAGGCUAUCAAGGCUCGAGUGAGAGAGAUGGAAGAAGAGGCUGAAAAGUUAAAGGAGAUGCAAACUGAGGUCGACAAACAGAUGAAUCUGAGCUCACCCACCUCUGCUGCAACAGCUGCACCGUUCCCCACACCAGAAGAAAAACUGGAGGCAGAUUCAAAGUCUAUAUAUGUUGGCAAUGUGGAUUAUGGGGCAACAGCAGAAGAGCUAGAACAGCACUUCCAUGGGUGUGGAUCGGUCAACAGGGUGACGAUUCUGUGUGACAAGUUUACUGGCCACCCUAAAGGAUUUGCCUACAUAGAAUUUGCAGAUAAAGACUCUGUGAUAACUGCUAUGGCUUUAGAUGAUUCAUUAUUCAGAGGAAGGCAGAUAAAAGUUGUCCCCAAGCGUACCAACCGGCCUGGUGUCAGCACCACUAACAGACGUCCCAGAGGUAGAGGUGCUUACGGCAGAGGCGGUGCUGGAAGGGGUACUGCCCCCUACUAUGCAGGAUUUGCCCCCAGAUCACGCCGGCCAUAUGGGCUUGCAUCCGAUCAACAGGUGCAAAGCUAA
Messenger RNA from Candidula unifasciata, 675 nucleotides. Lineage: Eukaryota; Metazoa; Mollusca; Gastropoda; Stylommatophora; Geomitridae. The record is from the annotation of a GenBank genome assembly.